Messenger RNA from Schistocerca piceifrons (Central American locust), 2753 nucleotides. RefSeq names its product SWI/SNF-related matrix-associated actin-dependent regulator of chromatin subfamily A containing DEAD/H box 1 homolog. Gene Ontology annotation, cellular component: nucleus. The transcript is spliced from 2 exons. Gene Ontology annotation, molecular function: chromatin binding; ATP binding; ATP-dependent chromatin remodeler activity. Bases 545 to 2734 code for a protein of 729 amino acids. The record is from RefSeq and is a predicted model, not a curated record. NCBI's taxonomy places the organism in Eukaryota, Metazoa, Arthropoda, Insecta, Orthoptera, Acrididae.
UGCUCACGUUCCGGUAUACUUUUUAAUAGAGAUAGGUAGUGACAUCACUUUGUGUCAGGAUUUCGUAAAUAUAAACAGAACUGGCAGAACAACCACUGUUGAUCAGCAGAUCGGAGAGAUAUAGUAUAGAAUGGCAGAAGAUGCAAGCUGUAGCCCCAGUCUUCUGAAUAAGAUAUAUAUGUUUAAGAGAGAGGGACCAGCAGCAACACUGCCACGGAUCUCCAAUGACUGUGAUUUCCAACCAGUUAGAAAUGGCAUUGAUGCAAACGUGAUAGAGCUAGAUGAUGAUGAUGACGACGUGUAGCCGUUUCAGCGUAAGAAGAUUACUUAUUGUAUAAUAGAUGAUGAUGACGAUGAUGACAUCCAAGAGAUACCUAUCGAGCCAGUACCAUCAGUUUCUGAAGAACAAGAGGUUAUUCCUGUAGAGAAUGGGGUAGAACCUGAGGCUGUUGAUGGCAUACAACCUGAGGCUGUUGAUGACAUACAUGAAAAACAAGAAUUACAAGAUGCCCUUGCACGCAGCAACUGGAAUGUGGAGCAAGCAAUGGCCAGACUCUGUGAAGAGAAGUUUUCUGAUACAGCUAAAAGAAAAAAUGAUGAUGAACUGCAGCACAAGAAAGUUAAGAAAGCAAAGAAAAGCUAUAGGGAUAUUGAAGACAGGACAUCUGAUGUUGAUGAUGAUGAUGCCCAGCCAUUCAAGAUAAGGUUAUUUGAUAGUGAUGAUUCUGAAACUGAAACAACUGAUGUGAGUAACCAUGACAAGAAGAAAGUCCUGGAGUUUUUGUCAACGGCAACAAUUCCUGAACUGAAAGCUAUGUCAUACUGUUCGCAGAAGAAGGCAGAGGCAAUUAUUGAGCAGCGCCCUUUCAGUAGUUGGAGUGAUCUCGUUGAAAAGUUUCAGAGUGGAAAACACCUUGGUACAGAGUUACUGAAUUCUGCACAGGAUAUCUUAAGUACCCGCAGGGAAGUGAAGGAACUAAUGAAGAGAUGUGUAAAACUUGCCAAAAAGUUAGAAAAAGCUGUGCUUGAAGGUGCUACUGGCAUAAAGGAGCAGCCAGAAUUGUUAUCAGAUGGUCUCAAGCUAACAGCUUAUCAGAUGGUUGGCCUAAACUGGUUAAUGGUUCUACACAAUCAGAAGGUCAAUGGAAUUUUGGCUGAUGAAAUGGGACUUGGAAAAACUGUCCAAAUAAUUGCAUUCCUAGCACAUCUCAAGAAACUUGGGAUCGCACAAAAUGUUCCUCACUUAAUAAUAGUACCUUCCUCAACUCUAGAUAAUUGGAGCAAUGAAUUUGAAAGAUGGUGUCCAUCUUUACGUGUUGCUGUUUAUUAUGGACAUCCUGAUGAAAGAAGACUAAUGCGUGUUAAGUGGAUCAAGGGCGGCAUGGAUGACGUUGAUGUUGUAAUAACAACGUAUACAGUCCUAAACAGUUCACCUGAAGAGAAAAAACUGUUCCGAGUGUUAGAAGUAAACUAUGUCAUACUAGAUGAAGGUCACAUGUUAAAAAAUAUGACAACUCAGCGAUUUGAAACACUGAUGAGGAUAAAUGCGAGGAGAAGAGUAUUGUUGACUGGUACCCCAGUGCAAAAUAAUUUAGUGGAACUUAUGUCGCUGUUAACAUUUUUAAUGCCAAAUAUGUUUGCUGGAAGAAAAGAGGAUUUAAAAAAGAUAUUUUCAAAAGGGCAGAAACAAGCUGUAGAAAAUGAAAAGAAAGACCAGCAACCACAAUUUGAGCAACAACAGAUUGCACAAGCACGAAGAAUCAUGAAACCAUUUCUACUGAGGCGACUGAAAUCUGAGGUAUUGAAAGACCUCCCCAAAAAGACUGAAUCUCUCGUGAUGUGUCCCAUGAAUAAAAACCAGAAAAUUAUGUAUGAUAACCUGGUUAAAGCCUUCUCAAAAGCUGCAACAGAGACUGAUUUAUCGGACGGCAAUGAGGGGGACGGUCUGAGUGGAAUAGGUAUGACAAUGGAUUUGCGUAAAAUGGCAAAUCACCCUCUGUUGUUACGGUAUAAUUACACUGACGAACAGCUGAAAAGUAGUGCUGCAUAUCUUGCCCGUAACCCAUCAUAUAAAGGGGACAAGGAAGAUGUCAUCUUUGAAGACCUAGCAUGUAUGUCGGAUUUCCAACUGCAUCAGUUGUUCAUAGAGUUCAAGGAGCUUUCCAAGAAUGCAUUACCUACUGAAUUAUUCUUUGAGUCUGGAAAGUUUGAAAAGUUUGAUGAAAUCCUGCCUAAUCUGAAAAGUGAAGGCCACAGGGUACUGAUUUUUAGUCAGUUUGUGAUCAUGUUGGAUGUUAUGGAAGAGUACUUGAGACUUCGAGAUUAUUCAUACCUUCGUCUUGACGGAAGUACCCAAGUAACAUUUAGGCAGGAAUUAAUCAAUACAUUUAAUGAAGAUGACAGUAUUUUCAUCUUUCUUCUGUCAACACGAGCUGGAGGGAUGGGGAUAAAUCUAACUGCAGCUGACACAGUAAUCAUCCAUGAUAUUGAUUUCAAUCCAUACAAUGAUAAACAAGCUGAAGAUAGGUGUCACCGUGUAGGGCAGUCAAGAGAUGUGACAGUAAUUAGGUUAAUUAGUGAGGGAACUAUUGAAGAAGGAAUGCUCCAAAUAGCACAGGAGAAGCUUUCAUUGGAACGACAGAUCAAUAGUGAAGAUAAUGUUGCGGACAGCAAGAAUGUAGUUUGUUUAUUGAAACAAGCACUUGGACUGGAAGCAAGGACUGCUGGCAAAUAAUUUAUACAUACUUAAAUAA